AUGUGUCGUAGGAAGGAUUUUCGGGUUCAAACGCAUGAAAGCGUUGAGUUUUUAAGUGCUAACCGGGAGUUUUCCAGACUAAUCGCAAUUGGAACAAGACUAAUGAAGAUAUACGCAAUGGAUGAUGAUCGCUUCAAGUUUAUUACGGAUUUUAGAACGCAGCGUGGCCGGAAACAUCUUAUUGAGGCGCCAACACACGUUGACUGGAACAGUCUUAACGAUAAGCUCGUGGCAACAAGUAUGGCUGAUGGGACAGUUGUUCUGUGGGAUGUUGAGAAAGAAACUCAAAAAAACAUUUAUAAUACGCAUGGACAUAGGGCCGUUCGGGUCUGCUUCAAUCGUGGUGAAGCAAACCUAUUGCUAAGUGCAGGAAAGAACUCGCUUUUAUUGUAUGAUCUGCGUGAUGCAGUUCCUGUAAAACGGUUUUGUAAAGAUUCGACUGAUAUGGUUUAUGAAGUCCAGUUCGGCUUGCACGAAGAUCAAAAGGAGUUUUUCGUUGUUUCUGAUGAAGGUGGCUUAUUGAGUUUUUUUGACAUUAGAGGCGGAGAACGUCCUGCACGUAGAUUCCUAACACAUCGUGGCACUGCAUGUGUUACCUUCAAUCCAAAUUAUUUGGAUAGAAGUCUUGUUGCCACAGGAGGCCAGGAUAAGUGCUUACGGGUGUGGAACUGGGCUGACUUAUCACGAGGAAGUUUGAACGACCCUAUAUAUUCUGUGGAGACAUAUACGGUCGUUAAUCGGGUUUUUUGGAAACCAAAUGACAAAUUCCAGAUAAGCAGUUGUUCGUUUGGAGAGGAUUCUAAUAUAUAUAUUUGGGAUGUUCGUAGGCCAUUCUUUCCUUCUGCGGUCUUUAACGAUCAUAGAAAAACCCAUUGUGCAGACAUGAUAUGGAAUUGGAACAUUGAAGAUAGAUUUGUUUCUGUGGGCAGAGAUGGCGUGAUUGUUUUCCAUUAUGUCGAAAAUGCCGAACAUCCUAUUGAUUACAUCAGCGAUGUUUGUGCUGAUACUUCUCCAAACAUGGAUAUUGCUUUCGCUGUAAGUACUCAGCUGAAGACUAAAAACGAAGAAUUAGAAGUGAAAGAGAAAUGUCGAGAGGGUAAACCAGUUGCUCCUCGUCGUAGGAAAUUCGAUCCGUUUCAGUCAGCUGUAGAAAGCCAUCUGUUUUUUUGUGUUCCUAAGAGUUUGAAAAAGGUUUUGUCAGCGGAUGACUUUUGCUUUCUGGCGAAAAGUUACAAGCUGUCUGGAGCAAACGUGAAAUCACUCUGUGCACACAAUAGCGCGGUAGCGGAAAAAAUUGGUUGUUUUCAUCUAGCACAGACUUGGAGGACGAUCGCUGUCCUUGCAUCAUUUUCACCCACUGCAGAAGAUAAGUCCCAGGCUAACACGGAAAUCGCCGUCAGAUCUCGUUUUGUUUCCGCUCGUUACGCUGGUAAAAAAGGUUUUCGACCUAUUGAUCACAAUGCGAUCGCAUCGCUUUUUGCUGGUCAGGUGGCUGCUGCAGGCUUCACAAGCUCUUCAGAUUUUUACUUUGGUGAUGGUGAAUUUAAUGCUUAUGGACUGCGAACCAAAUUCUUUGACACAAAUGACCAAACACACUUUGUCGGCACUUUGCCGCCGAAAUUGGAAGCUUUUAUGCCAACUGGUACUGAAGACUGUGUUACUUUUAAUAACAUAUCUUCUGCUGAUAGUUUCACAAAAAGUUUUACUCGGCGAAGGGAAGUCACUGGUGGUAUUACUCCUUUAGAUUUUGUUUUAGGUGACUUGUCAGUUGACGUCGAUCGUUCGUCAGAACUGUUCUGGGACCCAUUACCCAUUCUUAAAAAAAUAUUGUUUUAUUAUGCAGAACUUGGCGAUGUGCAAACUUGUGUCUCUAUUCUGUUAGUUCUGGGGGCGAAAAUUGCAGAUAACAUUGACUCAAACACGCAGAUCUUAUGGUUUCGAGAUUAUUUAGAGUUGUUAGAUCGCUUAGAACUUUUCGUCACUUCCGCCGAAGUUAUUAAAUAUUGUUGGUUCCCUUCCAUCAGUACUCUCAGCUUGCAGAGUGCUUCGAUUUAUAUUCGUCUUUGUCUAAUACUUUUACUGUGUUUUUAUUAUUUCAGUAAACUGCCAGUUCGAGGCGUUUGGGGGUGGUGCAGGAAGUGCAGACAUGGAGGACAUCCUAAUCAUUUAGCUGAAUGGUUUUCUUCAUAUUUAAUGUGUGCUCAAGGUUGUGGAUGUGAAUGUGCAUCGUUUAGGUGAAA
This is a messenger RNA of Enterobius vermicularis (human pinworm), 2240 nucleotides long. Lineage: Eukaryota; Metazoa; Nematoda; Chromadorea; Rhabditida; Oxyuridae. The record is from the annotation of a GenBank genome assembly.